CUUCCUCCUCCGUGGCCUUUUCUUCCCCCCCUUUCCUUUCCUUUCCUUCCCCCUCUCCUGCUGACCACGUUAGCUAUCAACGGGUCGCAAUGCCGGAACAAAGACAGCGCAGGGAGGAGCCGGAGCAAAGCUCCGGCCUCAAGGGAGCCAUUCAGGCUCUGGGAUUCUUCUUGCUGGCGCAGUUUAUCAUCAGCCAGUUCUUCGGAGGAAAGGAAGCUUCGGGUUCAGGAGCGAAGCCUAGUGAUGUGCCUUCUUUCGCCGCGCGUCCUGCUCGCAGCGAAGUGUCCGAUUACAGUCGUAUCCCCGAUCUCGUUUCUCCAAUUUGGCCCGCCGACAGCGGUUUGGAUCUGAGUAUCUAUGUCUCGCCUUCGGUCGUGGUCCCUAGCUUCAAGUCCUUUUCAUCGGAUAAUCUUGUUCUGGAGGAGAAGAACUUCACUGUUGGAAACUACAGCGACACCAGGGAAGUUGACACUACCAUUAAGAUCCCCAAGGAAGUUCAGCGCAAUGGAACUCUCUGGGCGCAUUUCUUUAUCGGACUCACUGGACAUCAACUGGACCCUACCGCCAAGGACUACAGCACGGAUAGUGCCGUUCAUUUCUUCCGCCCUUUGAACCAGUAUCUUCCUAAGAAGAAGGUGAAGAAGUUGAAAAACCUUCUCGCCUCGGCCGAAGAAGCUGCGGAAGAAGAGGAUGAUGGCACACCAGAUGUUUCAAUUGCAUCUUUCUACCACCCCAACUUCACUGUGUCUGUGAUUCCUGAUUCCGGUCCUCAGAAGUUCCGCCAGGUUCACCCCGCCGUUCGACAGCAUAUGCAGCUCGAAGCAACUGGCGCGAGAGAUGCUUCAGGGCAGAACGGCUGGUACUAUCCGAUUGUGUUCCUCAACACCUUCUGGCAACUCAAGACUCAUAUGAUGGAGCUCAACUCGACCGUUGACACUGUUCCUCUGCGUAUCACUCUCAACAACUUGCAGAACUGGAAGUUCAGCAUGAUGGCAAGUGUGGAUGAAAAUGCAAAGCAAACCGCUAAGCAAGCUGCUUUCGGUGGUCAGGCACCCGGUGGUGGCGACGGUAGUGAGUUCGAAAUGAUCAAGGAGGUGCUCCUCGACACCAACAUUUACUUGCUGGCAACAACCGGUGUGGUUACUAUCCUGCACAUGGUCUUUGAGACCCUUGCUUUCAAAAACGAUAUUUCUCACUGGCGCAAGAAGAAGGACGUUGUUGGUACCUCCGUUCGUACCAUCCUGGCGAACGUUUUUAUGCAGGCCGUCAUCUUCCUCUACUUGAUGGACAAUAGCGAAAACACCUCGUGGAUGAUUCUUGCCAGUCAGGGCUUCGGUAUCCUCCUGGAAGCAUGGAAGAUUACGAAGACUGUAGACGUGCGCCUGCGUCCACCGCCGGCUGGGUCCUUCUUCUCCUUCCUGCCCUAUGUGAUUGUCUUUGAGGACAAGCACAAGCUCAGCGAGACGGAGCAGAAGACCAAGGAGUAUGAUGAGAUCGCCUUCCGUUGGUUGUAUAUCAUUGCCGUGCCGCUCUUGGCUGCGUACGCUACAUACAGCUUGAUCUACAACACGCACAAGUCGUGGUACUCCUAUGUCAUUGAGACCCUGGUCGGCAGCGUCUACGCCUACGGCUUUUUGAUGAUGGUCCCUAGUCUGUACAUCAACUACCGGCUGAAGUCCGUCGCUCACAUGCCCGGAAAGGCAUUGACGUACAAGUUCCUCAACACUUUUAUCGACGAUCUCUUCGCUUUCACCGUCAAGAUGCCUUGGCUCCACAGAUUGGCUACCUUCCGGGAUGACGUGAUCUUCUUCAUCUGGCUUUACCAGGGCUGGAAGUACAAGGUUGAUUACAAGCGUGUCAACGAGUUCGGCCAGGGAGGCGACAGCGAUGAGGAGGAAGAGGAGCCGACCCCGGCUGAGGCACCCAAGGCUAAGGAAUCGGCUAGUUCCUCUGGAAAGGAUGGCUCUAAGCAGACGACGAGGAAGAGGAAGUAAAUCAACCAAGCUCCAUCACGGGGCGAGCUCAGAGGCAUGUUUAUAUUCAGAUAUUGGAGACAUCAGUGGGCUCUAGCCUUUCUUUCUUCUCACCAUGUCAUUCAUAAACCAAUUGCACAAUGAGGGGUUGCAUACAACUGUAGAAUAAUUGGAGUCAUCGUUAUCCG
Molecule: messenger RNA, 2161 nt
Organism: Aspergillus sclerotioniger CBS 115572
Lineage: Eukaryota; Fungi; Ascomycota; Eurotiomycetes; Eurotiales; Aspergillaceae
Product: CLPTM1 family protein
Exons: 4
Coding region: 90-1994 (634 amino acids)
Cellular component (GO): membrane; endomembrane system
Source: RefSeq, a predicted model, not a curated record